This is a messenger RNA of Caenorhabditis remanei, 1482 nucleotides long. RefSeq lists its product as uncharacterized. Lineage: Eukaryota; Metazoa; Nematoda; Chromadorea; Rhabditida; Rhabditidae. The transcript is spliced from 10 exons. The record is from RefSeq and is a predicted model, not a curated record. The coding region runs from base 1 to 1482 and encodes 493 amino acids.
AUGCAGAGUAACACUGAUUCCAGCGGUGCCAGUGGCACAUACAGCCAAACGGUCGGUCUCCUCUACGUUUUCAAUUUGAUUGUCGGAACUGGUGCAUUGGCCCUCCCUAAAGCAUUUCAGUCGGCUGGAUGGCUCCUCAGUAUCACUCUUCUCACAUUUUCAGCGUUCAUGAGCUAUGUCGCCGCAACUUUCGUCAUCGAAGCUCUAUCCGUCGCCAACGCAGUUCUCUCCAAAAAACGACGUGUUGAAUAUGACGAUGUUGUUGUCGCUGAUGGACCGUCUACUUUCGAAAUUGCUAAGAAAGUUGAAGUGAGUGAAAUGGCAUCCAUGUUCUUGUCGAAGGUCUCGUUGGUGUUUUCGUAUUUUGCGAUCAUUAUCUACUUGUUUGGUGAUCUCGCGAUUUAUUCGACUACGGUUCCGAAAUCUGCCAUGAACAUUGUCUGCUCAACUAUCAAUGCAUCGAUCGUCAAAUCAUCGGAUCCAUGUCAUGAGUCGUGGCCAGAGAUUCUCACAAGAAUGACUGUCUACCGCUUUUUUGUGAUCAUUUUUGUGGUUGUCGUUUGUCUCCCAAUGGUUAUUGCUGGAAUCACGAAGACUCGUCACAUUCAGAUCAUGACUACGCUUUCAAGAUGGGCUGCUUUCAUCCUGAUGAUCUCAUUGGCAACGAUGCAACUGUCCAGCCAGGGAGCUGCCGCACACCCACCUGCAUAUAACUUCCAUGGAUUCGGAUCGCUCUUUGGUUGUGCAGUCUACGCUUUCAUGUGCCAUCACAGUAUUCCAUCUCUCAUCACUCCAAUGAGAUCGAAAGAAAAUGUUUUUGGAAAAAUUGCUGUUGUUUAUGGAAUCGUCGGAGUCUUCUACUUCACUCUUUCCCUUACCGGAGCAUUUGCUUUUGAGCAUGUGCAAGACAUCUACACACUCAACUUCCUUCACGAUGACAACACCUCUUUUGUCUACUCCAUCAUCGAUUACUUCUUGGCUCUGUUUCCAAUCAUCACUCUCACUUCAAGUUACCCUAUCAUUGCACUCACUUUGAUCAAUAAUUUCAAAGUGGUCAAAGACAUUUUGUGUCCAAAGACUGGGCAAGAGAACGAGUCGCUGCUCGAAGAGGACAACCAAGUCGAGGACAAUGAUACCGACGAUGAGAGAGACACGAGAAACGCAAGAAGCGAGAGAACUGUGUUCGAUGUGCUUGUCCCCACACUGGUAUUGGCUCUCCCAACUUUCUUGAGUCUUUUGACAGACGAUAUGCUGCUUCUUGCCUCCAUCACUGGAAGUUUCCCAGGUGUUGCUGUGCAAUUCGCCAUUCCAUGUCUCCUUGUCACAGCUGCCCGCAAACACGCCAGAUCGGUGCUCAACUUCCCGGUUCCUCGCAAGAACAACAGUCCGUUCCAAAGCCCAAUCUGGAUUGUUCUCAUCUCGUCUUGGGCUGGAUUCUCCAUGAUUAUGGUACUUUUGAACCUUGUCGGAGUCAAGUUCUAA